Arachis stenosperma is the source of this 2010-nucleotide messenger RNA. Its product is annotated as katanin p60 ATPase-containing subunit A1. The transcript has 7 exons. Lineage: Eukaryota; Viridiplantae; Streptophyta; Magnoliopsida; Fabales; Fabaceae. Gene Ontology annotation, molecular function: ATP hydrolysis activity; ATP binding; microtubule severing ATPase activity. Gene Ontology annotation, cellular component: microtubule cytoskeleton. Bases 192 to 1793 code for a protein of 533 amino acids. The record is from RefSeq and is a predicted model, not a curated record. Gene Ontology annotation, biological process: microtubule severing.
GACUCUCUCCAAACACGAAAAAGCCCACUAAAACCCCAAACCAACCUUUGCCUAAAUCUCAAACCAGAAACUCCCAGGGUCUGUCCGGUCAUUUUACACCCCCCUUCACUGAAUUCCUUCCUCGCCGCUUAAACGCCACCGUUGCGAGGCCCAUUCCCGCAGCUGCACUUCAAACUCGAAAGAAGAGAAGAAUGAGUGGAGCUUCGUUAACAGGCUUGCAAGACCACCUCAAACUGGCAAGAGAAUACGCUCUCGAAGGACUCUACGACACUUCCAUUAUCUUCUUCGACGGCGCCGUUGCUCAGAUCAACAAGCACCUAAACACUGUUGAGGAUCCGUUAAUCCGAGCGAAAUGGAUGAACGUGAAGAAAGCUCUGUCGGAGGAAACCGAAGUGGUGAAGCAGCUGGAUGCGGAGAGAAGGGCAUUUAAGGAAACUCCUGUUGGGAAUGGGCGGAGGCGUCCUGCUUCACCUCCGAUCUCUACCAAAUCUAACUUCGUUUUUCAGCCGUUGGAUGAGUAUCCAACUUCUUCAUCCAGCGGUCCAGGUGGUCCCUUAGACGAUCCCGAUGUGUGGAGACCGCCCAGUCGAGAUGAUUCUAGGUCUGGUAGCGGGAGAAGGCCCGUUGUUUCUGCCCGCGGGCCUACUCGUAAGUCCCAGCAGGAUGGAGCUUGGGCCCGUGGCGGCCCUACCAGGCCCGCUGCACGCGGUGCUAAGGCUGGUGGUGGUGGUGCUGCUGGUAGGGUUAACUCCGGAGCCCGGGGCGCAACCGCUGCCAAGAAAGGCACUGCUUCUGGAAAAUCCAGCAAAUCCGAUUCAGUUAAUGGUGAUGGUGAUGAUGGGAAGACAAAGAAGGGGCAAUAUGAAGGUCCUGAUCCGGACUUAGCUGAGAUGCUCGAAAGGGACGUGUUGGAGACGUCUCCCGGAGUGAGAUGGGAUGAUGUUGCAGGCCUCACUGAAGCCAAGAGGCUUCUUGAAGAAGCUGUUGUCCUUCCAUUAUGGAUGCCUGAGUAUUUUCAGGGGAUUAGGAGACCGUGGAAAGGUGUCCUCAUGUUUGGUCCUCCCGGAACUGGGAAGACACUUCUUGCUAAAGCAGUUGCUACUGAAUGCGGUACCACUUUCUUUAAUGUUUCUUCCGCAACUUUAGCUUCCAAAUGGCGUGGUGAGAGUGAACGCAUGGUGCGGUGUUUGUUUGAUCUUGCAAGAGCAUAUGCACCAAGUACAAUUUUCAUUGAUGAAAUUGAUUCUCUGUGCAAUGCUAGGGGGGCUUCUGGGGAACAUGAAUCAUCCAGAAGGGUGAAGUCUGAACUUCUAGUUCAGGUUGAUGGUGUAAACAAUAGUUCCACAAAUGAAGAUGGUACCCGGAAAAUAGUAAUGGUUUUGGCAGCCACAAACUUCCCUUGGGACAUAGAUGAGGCACUGAGGCGAAGGCUGGAAAAGCGUAUAUACAUUCCUCUUCCGAAUUUUGAGAGUCGUAAAGAGUUGAUCCGUAUCAAUUUGAAGACUGUGGAGGUGGCCCCUGAUGUCAAUAUAGAUGACGUGGCUCGCCGUACAGAAGGCUAUAGUGGAGAUGAUUUGACAAAUGUAUGUCGUGAUGCUUCCCUGAAUGGUAUGAGGCGUAAGAUAGCGGGAAAAACACGCGAUGAGAUCAAGAACAUGCCCAAGGAUGAGAUUUCAAAGGAUCCUGUUGCUAUGUGUGAUUUUGAGGAAGCUUUGAAGAAAGUCCAGCGAAGUGUUUCUCAGGCUGACAUCGAACGUCAUGAGAAGUGGUUUACUGAAUUUGGAUCAGCAUAAGGAACACUAAUACAGUGACAUUUCAUAUUAACCACCACUAUUGUGCACUGGCUGCAUGAUUUGCUCCUACUCUGCUGUCAAUAUUUUAUUUGAUUUCUGAUGAGUGUUCAUUGUAAUUUGCAGGUGCUGGAGGGUUCUUUAAUUGUUUAUUUGUAUGUGUUAUCAAUGAUUUUAUGUAACCUAAUACUGUUUUAAAGGAAAUUGACUUCAACAACUA